AUGGCCCAGUCAGCCGGUGGCCUCCAUUUCACUUUUGGCUUCCAGUGCUGCCUCCUCUUCCUUCUAAUUCCUUGGGAGGCAGGUGCUACUCCAUUUCAAGAGCUUCAGAAAACUGGUGAAUCCCCAUCUGACCACUUAUUCCCUCUUACUCCAGGCCUUAUUUAUAGUUCUUCCUCUGAUCACAAUCCUCCACAUACAGGACAAAGGCCUCCAGACCUCCCUAAAUCGAUAGAAACCCGUAAGACAAAACACCAGUACAAUACCACACACCCUUCCAAAGCAAUUCACAAAUCUAUAGACAACUCCAAAACUCUAGACAAUGAAAGCUCUGGAAUCCAUCAUAAAGCUCCUCCCAUUUCUGAACAAAACACCAGCAAUCAAGGAAAAGACCCAAUUAUUCGGAAUAGGCGUUCUCUCAGUUCUGACUCCACCAGCCCACUGAAAGGAUCGUCUGAUGAAAAACACCCAACCUCAGCACCCAAGAGAACAACUUGUAAGAUUACAAAAAGUGUAAGAACAAGCAGAGCUAUAACUGUAAGACCUGUAGAUGAAAUCAUCAGUACUUACGAUAUGAAAAGUAUCACCACUCCACAUACGGUCACAAGUCCUUCUCACAGCUCAGUCAAUUCAGAAAUCAGCAAAAAACCUAUAGUGUCCUCAGAUAAUACCACGAAAGCCAUGAUGUCAUCCCAUAAGAUUACAAGAACCCCAGAAAAGUCAGAUGGAGCUGAAGAGUAUAAUACGACAAUUGCCUCAGACAAGCCUCUGACAAAGACUACAAAACACACAAAAGAGACCCUAUCAUCCCAUAAAAUCACCCAAGGAAACCAUGAGAAGAUCACAGGGGCCCAUGGAACACCUACAGAACAUGGGGGAGAGGCCAUAGGGGCCCAUGGCACAGGGGCCCAUGGAACACCUACAGUACAUGGAGGAGAGGCCACAGGGGCCCAUGUAACACCUACAGUACAUGGAGGAGAGGCCACAGGGGCCCAUGAGAAGAUGACACAAGUAUCAGUACAAUCUUCAGAACACCUCAAGAAGACCACCACAUCAACCAUUAAGAAAACCACAAGAUUUUUAGAAAUUUCUACUACACUGACCACUGAGACCAUAAAAUCCCUAAUAAAGUCCACAGAAAAUCCAGAAACGACAGCAACAGUCACACAGACUAUACGAUCUCCAGGAAAGGCCCCAGAAGACAAAUCCUUUACUACUAUCUCCCCUUUUUUAAGGAAAACUGAGGUUACCCAUCAAGAGCCUGUUAGUUCUCUGAUAUUCACUACAUCUGAAGUGGACCUGAGUUCCAUCAUGUCAGAAGCCCCAGGCAACAAGAGCCAUUCACACCAGAAUAAUGAUGGCUCACAGGCAGGUCUCCAUGCAGGAAAGGCAGGGGAGAAUGGUUCAUUUCCUCCAUGGGCCAUCGUUAUUGUGGUCCUGGUGGCUGUGAUUCUUCUGCUGCUGUUCCUUGGCCUCAUAUUCUUGGUCUUCUCUGUGACUCAAACACGCCGUGCACUGACCCAGAACACUGAGAAUGAUGACCCGGAAGACAAUGAGGGCCCAAAUUCGUACCCAGUCUACUUGAUGGAGCAGCAGACUCUUGGCAUGAGUCAAAUCCCUUCCCCACAAUGA
Molecule: messenger RNA, 1629 nt
Organism: Sciurus carolinensis (gray squirrel)
Lineage: Eukaryota; Metazoa; Chordata; Mammalia; Rodentia; Sciuridae
Gene: Mucl3
Product: mucin like 3
Exons: 4
Coding region: 1-1629 (542 amino acids)
Source: RefSeq, a predicted model, not a curated record